UGAAGGGCACUUCAGACUUCUGCAUAUUCAAGACGUUGGCAUUAGCAUGACCCUAAAAAGUCCAAAAGUGAAUAAGUGUAGACUGCAUAUUCUAAAAUCCAGACCUGUCUGAACAUGAAGUGCACACCAGCACAUUAAACUUUUCCUAUAUAGAUUCCUCAUAAGCUAAAUUUCUGUGAUUGUAUUCAUAUGCUAUGAUGGCUGGCUCCCUCCUAGUAAUUGUGCUCCUCUUUGAUUUUAUAUCGGGGUUGCAAUCAGCUUGUAUGCCUCCUCCAUCAAUACAAUGCAAAAUAAACCCUGGAUUUAACAUCUUCAAUCCUCUGGGCAUUUGGGAAGACAGUGAGACCUGUAUGCCUUCUUUAUCAAUAGAAAGCAAUUUAAGCACUGGAUGCCAGAUAUUCAAUCCUCUGGGUAUUUGGGAUGACCGGGGCACUUGUAAAGCUGCAAACGCUGCAUGGCCCAAAUCAGAAUCCGAGCUUAUACAGGCAGUUGCCCAUGCAGUGAAAAUCAAUCAAAAGAUUAGAGUGGUGAGUUGGCUGGCUCACAGUCUAUCAAAAUUAGCCUGUGUAGGAAAACAAGGGCUCAUCAUCUCCACCCAAAACUAUAAUUCAGUAAUUGCAAUCAACAAAACUGCAAUGACAAUUACUGUUCAAUCUGGAGCAAUGAUGAAUGAUGUAAUUGAAGAAGCUGCAAAGGAAGGACUUGCUCUGCCUGCAAUGAUUUACUGGAAUGGAGUUUCAGCAGCAGGAGUUGUUUCUACUGGAGCCCAUGGCAGUGGUCUGUCAGGAAGAGGCAGUGGGGUUUAUGAAUAUGUUGUUGGGAUGAAAUUGGUAGUCCCUGCACCUCCUUCCCAAGGCUAUGCAAACCUCAUCACCUUGAGUGAAUCAGAUUCAGAUCUGAAAGCUGCAAAGAUAUCUCUUGGAACGCUUGGAGCAAUCUCUGAAAUAACCUUCACAUUGCAGCCUAUGUUCAAGACCUCAUUUUCAGCCAUCGUGAAAGAUGAUAAUGAUCUAGAAAAAGAAGCUGAGAGUUUCCUAAGAGCCAGUGAAUACGCAUAUAUAAAUUGGUUUCCCUCACAAAGGAAAGCAAUUUUCCAAACUAACCAUGUUGUUUCUGUUGAUAUACCUGGCGAUGGCCUCAACACAGUAGUUGGAAGUCCAGUCACAGCUAUGAGCGUUGAAACAAGUGCUUAUCAGUAUGACAAAAUCCAAGCAAAUGAAGAUGUGGAUGAAAUCUGCAAGGUAUUAGACGUGCUGAUCUCAUCCGCAACAAAGGGCAGUGGCUUCUUGAAUGACGGAAAACAGUUCACAGGGUACCCUGUAAUUGGAUUCAAUCAUCGGAUGCAAACCUCUGGUGGAUGCCAAGGAAAUCACCCUAAUUAUCAAGAUAACCACAAGAGCUGCACUCCCAACAAGAUUUUGGAUAAAAACAAUACAGUCUGUUUCUGGGAUCGACGGCUACACACUAAUUUGUUCUUCGACGUGGAGUUGAGAGUAUCAACGUUUCAUCUACACGAGGCAAUUGAGGACAUAAAGAAAAUUAGGGAUUUGAAACCCUCAAGACUGUGUGACAGGGGUUCAGUGGGUGGAAUAUACAUGCGCUCUGUGAAGAAGUCAGAUGCAUAUCUUGGACCUGCAGAGGAUCAGGUGACUUUGGAGCUGCAAACUUAUCGGCCAAGGGAAGCAGGCAUACCCAAGUGGAAUGAAGAUGUUUUUCAAGAAAUUGAGCAAAUGGUAAUAGAAAAGUACAGAGGAGUACUACACUGGGGGAAAGCCGGAGGUCACUUGUUUGAAGGUGUCGCCAAGUGGGCUGUAAACCUGGAGGAAUUCCUCAAGGUGAAGGACAGGUUUGAUCCCAGUGAAGUUUUUUCUAAUGAUUGGACUGAUGGGUUGUUUGGGAUCGGAGGGAGAAGACUGGAGGAAUUUAGGGAUGGAUGCGCUCUGGAUAAAAUGUGUAAGUGCAGAGAGGAUAAACAUUGUGCUCCAGACAAAGGAUAUUUCUGCGGAGAGGGAAGAAUUUGGAACAAGGCUCGUGUUUGCAGGAAAUCAUCUCCAUAGUGUCGAUGGGGUCACUCAUGCAGAUUCAUGUGCCACUUGCAUCUUCAAAUUUAAGAUGUUUUGCUUUUGUUUGCUAUCUGAUCAUUGUUCGAGUAGUGUCAUUGAGGGCACUUAUGCAGAUUCUUGAUCUUGAUCAUCAUCUUGGCCUUUAAGGAGUUUCUUCACUCAACACUAUGGCAGUUAUCAUUCGACAGUUGUCCACACUUUUCUUGUAUCACAAAGGAUAUUCUUCUGCACUUUAUAUAGUUGUAAUUGUGAGGGGGGGUUUUGUUCCCACUGGGUUUUCCCUCUUUCCUCUUUUCCCUCUUUCCUUUUCCUCUUUUCUCCUUAGUCAGGCUUAAGGGGGGGUGUUUGCGUAACAACUUUUGUUACCUUCGUAAUUCACGGAUCUGACUCCGGUCUUCUCCUUUGUUUAUGGUGAUAAACUAAUGAUUGCAUUCUCCAGUAGACUUAUGGUAGACUUAUGUUUGCAUGAUCACUUAGUUAAGCCUAACCAAGGUGAACAACAAGUUAAUUUUUCAUGCUCCACCUCUUUCAUUGUAACCAACCAGUUUUGCAGUUGUUCUUCUUUGUUUCUUCCAUUGCUAAUGCGGUGGUUCUUUGUAUAAAACUAUGCAUUCAAUAGAUUGUAAUUGUGACAAUGAAUUAAUAGAAUUACAUUCAUUUUGUUUUA
Messenger RNA from Cryptomeria japonica (Japanese cedar), 2730 nucleotides. Its product is annotated as L-gulonolactone oxidase 2. Gene Ontology annotation, cellular component: membrane. The transcript has 4 exons. Gene Ontology annotation, molecular function: D-arabinono-1,4-lactone oxidase activity; FAD binding. The record is from RefSeq and is a predicted model, not a curated record. The coding region runs from base 195 to 2057 and encodes 620 amino acids. NCBI's taxonomy places the organism in Eukaryota, Viridiplantae, Streptophyta, Pinopsida, Cupressales, Cupressaceae.